Messenger RNA from Diceros bicornis minor, 715 nucleotides. RefSeq names its product alpha-1-acid glycoprotein 2-like. NCBI's taxonomy places the organism in Eukaryota, Metazoa, Chordata, Mammalia, Perissodactyla, Rhinocerotidae. Gene Ontology annotation, biological process: regulation of immune system process. The record is from RefSeq and is a predicted model, not a curated record. Bases 1 to 624 code for a protein of 207 amino acids. The transcript has 6 exons.
AUGGCGCUGCCCUGGGCCCUCGCCGUCCUGACCCUCCUUCCUCUGCUGGACGCCCAGAGUCUGGCGUGUGCCAAGUUCAGGGCAGCGCCUCUCACCGAUGCCACCCUGGACCGGCUCUCUGGCAAGUGGUUCUAUAUCGCGACAGCCUCCCGCAACCCUGAGUAUAGUGAGGUGGCUCAGCUGCUCCAGGCGGCCUUCUUCUACUUAACGCCCAACUCUGCGGAGGACACGAUACAGCUCAGAGAGUACCCGACCAUUGGGAACCAGUGCCUCUAUGAAUCCAGCAUCUUGAAUGUCCACCGGGAGAGUAGAACCAUAUCCAAACAGACGGGCAGAGAACAUGUUGGUAACGUGAUCCUCACUGAGGACCCCAGGACCUUCAUGCUUCUCUACUUCCCGGAUGAUGAGAAGAACAUGGCGCUGUCCUUCUAUGCUGACAAGCCGGAGGUGACCCAGGAGCAACUGAGUGAGUUCUAUGAAGCCAUCAAGUGCAAGGGCCUGGACAAGUUGGAAAUCAUCUACAUUGAUCAGAAAAAGGAUCAGUGUGGGCCGCUGGAGAAGCAGCACGAGGAGGAAAGGAAGAAGACAAAUGAGGAGCCCCAGGAGGACGCGGAACAGGGUUAGGACCGUGGGGACGUUGGGGCACCCUCACCCUGCCCACCCUUGGUACCUCUGUUCUGUGCCUCAGGUGCACCAAUAAAGCUUCUGCAUUUGG